UUGGAGAGAAACGCGGCGGGCGGCUGGAACUCCGACCGAGCGGCCGAAGAUGGCUUGAGCCGGGGACGUCUGAACGACUCUGUCCCCAAGAUCCAAAAAGGCUCAUUAUGGUUAAAGGAAAAGCGGUAUUUUAUAGCAUUCCCAACUCAGUCAGCCUCUGAGUUGAGAGUAAAACUCUCACCAAAAACACCAUGGCAAACGUCAAAGUUGCCAUUCGGGUCCGUCCUCUCAACUCCAGGGAGAGCACUGAUGGAGGAAGGCUUGCAGUUCAGGUGGAGGAUAAAUUAGUGAGGAUCCGAAACAUGAAGUUGGAUAGCCGUAUAGAAGGGGCUGUGGAUUCCAGGGAGAAGCUUUUGGAGUUCUGUUUUGACUACUGCUACUGGUCUGUGGACCCUGCAGACCCAAACUAUGCUUCACAGGAGGAGGUGUUCCAGGACCUGGGUGUGUCAGUUCUGUCCGGAGCAUCCGAGGGCUACAAUGUGUGCCUAUUCGCUUAUGGCCAAACAGGAUCUGGGAAGACAUACACCAUGAUGGGGACUCCGGACUCUAUUGGGCUAACUCCCCGUAUUUGCCAGGGUCUCUUUCGAGCGGAACAUGCUUUUCCUGAUCAGCAGAACUCAAGCAGAGUGGAAAUAAGCUUUCUGGAAAUCUAUAAUGAGCGCGUCAGAGAUUUGUUGAGAGGAGGAGAACAGAAGAAGAGGACAUCCUUGAGAGUCAGAGAACAUCCAGAGAAAGGGCCAUAUGUACAAGACCUGUCACAGCAUGUGGUCUCAGACUGCAAACAGGCUCUGGAUCUCCUGGAGGAAGGCAUUGCCAACCGCAUAACCGCAGCGACUCACAACCACGAUGCCAGCAGUAGAUCCCACGCCAUCUUCACCAUUCAGUACACCCAGGCAAUCCUAGAAAAUAACCUUCCCUCAGAAACUGUCAGCAAGAUUAACUUGGUGGACUUGGCUGGGAGCGAGAGAGCAGAUCCCCACUACUGCAGGGACAGACUGACAGAAGGCUCCAACAUCAACAAAUCGCUGGUGACUUUGGGAAUCGUCAUCUCUGCUCUUGCCCAGAACUCCCACAUGUCAAGCAGCUGUCAGAGUAUCAAUAGUGUGGCCUCCGAGGGUGACAGCAGCACAGUGGGAAGCCACAGCAGCUCUCUCUCUGGAGGCGGAGGUGGAAGAAGGCACUGCUUCAUUCCCUACCGAGACUCAGUCCUGACCUGGCUAUUGAAGGACAGUCUGGGUGGCAACUCAAAGACGAUCAUGAUCGCAACGGUCUCCCCAUCUGCUAACAGCUACAACGAGACCCUGAGCACCCUGCGCUAUGCUGCCCACGCCAGGAAUAUUGUCAACAAACCACGGGUCAAUGAGGAUGUAAAUGUUCGACUAAUAAGAGAACUGCGGGAGGAGAUUGACAGGCUGAAGAGCAUGCUGCUCAGCUUUGAAAUGCAGCGGAAUCCCAGUCCGUCCCUCAGUGACGAGAGGGAUGGAAACCUUUCUGAAAUUGUGCUACAGAAUGAACUAAAGGUGGAGCAGCUGACAAAGGACUGGUCAGAAAGCUGGAGAGACAAGAAGGAGCUGCUAGAGCAGUAUGGUGUGGACAUCAACAGAGACCGAGCCAGUUUCCUCAUCAACUCCCUUCAGCCACACCUGGUCGCCCUGGAUAGAGACGUUCUCAGCACAGGAGUUGUCUUUUAUCACCUAAGGGAAGGCAUUACCUACAUUGGACCUCAGGACCAUUUUGAUGAACCUCAAAUAGUCCUGCAGGGCAGCGCCAGCUGUGAGAUUGAAAACCACGGGGGUGUGGUAACGCUCAGACCGCUGCCAGGCUGCAUCUGCCUGCUCAAUGACAGAGAGGUCAUCGAGCCCUGCAGACUUGCUCAAGGGACAGUGAUUACUUUGGGAGGAGUGCAUAAGUUCCGCUUCAACCACCCAGCAGAGGCAGCAGUCCUCCGGGAGCGCAGACGGACCAGUGAGGGUGGCAUGACCUGCAGCUAUAUUGAUUUUUGCCGUCUCACUCCCGACAACAGUGUCAAAGAAUUGAAGCUCCCAGAGCAGCUGGGCGACUGUUUCUCCAGCACAGAGGAGCCUACUGUCAGGGAACGUGUAGAGGAGCAGAAGCACUUUGUGGAAAGAUUAAGACAGGAGAUCCAAGCUGAACAGAGACAGGCCGAGAGAGAGCUGGAAAGGGAGCAGGCUUACCUCCGUCAGCAGCACACAGAAAUCCAGCAGUGGAUUCUGCAGGAGAAACAUCGCUUGUCAUUUGUAGAGCAAAAAGUCACCCGCGAGUCUGGAGUUCAAGCAGACCUCCUGCCUGCACCCCUUCUGGAGAAGCUGACAAGUCAGGUGUUCAGGGACCAGGGAGAGGUUAGUGUGGAGAGACCAUCCCUGGUGGUUAGGGCCAGGAAGAAGGCAGUGCAAGAUGAGCUGCUGAAGCAUCACUCCCUUUGCCGUGCUGAAAGCCGCAUUCGUCGCAAAAAGCUGCACUACCAACUGAGGAGAAUCGCCAACAAGAGGCAUCUAUUGGAUGCUAAGAGAGCCUUACAGCAGCUGGAAAAAUCGCUUCCUUCUGGAGCAGACAGUCCGGAGUCCCCAGAGUUGCAAUCUCCCUCACAUCUCAAAGAAAGCCCAUUUGGUCCUCGUAGGCACUCCUUUUCAGCAGAUCUCUUGUCCCGGCUCUAUCCACAGCAUACGCCUAUCUUCAAAAAACCACCUCCAGUUGUGAAGGGAGGACGAGUGCUCAGGCCUCUUGGGAGGAUAGCAGGGAAUUUCUUCUGGAGACAAAGGGGAGAGAAGAGUCUUAAAGAUAAAAUAAUGAGUCAAAGCAAAGCUGUCAUCAAAACUGCUGUCUCAUGUGAGGAGCUGGAUCAGAGGACCAUGACUGAGAGUGUGAGACAGAGGAGGCGGCAUAGCACAGGGGCUUUGAUGAGCAAGACCAGCAGAUGGAUAGACAGACAGCAGGCUUUACUUGGAUGGGAAGAGAACCAAGAGGACAGGGAUGAAGGAACGUCAGACUGUGAAAGCCUUUUCUCUCUCGACUCUCUGUCCUCUGCUUACGCGACAGCCCUAGCAGAGCGGCUGCGGAGCGAGGACACAGCCCUGAGUGAAACAGAGAGCGAAGACAGUGAGAUGUCUAAAGAUUCACUGACUACGGAGAACACUAUGAAAUUCUCAAAAGUGCACAGAGGCGACAGCGUGGAAGAUAUUUGGCCAGAUGGCAACAACAACACGAGUGGCUCAAACCAGGAACAGUGGGCCAAGGAACCCAACAGCCUUGGACUUGAUUUUAAAUUCAGAACUGAGUCUGGGGAUUUUUGCGCCGAUUCCUACAAUCCGUCCCCAGUCAGUGAGGAGAGAACCCCACUUAAAGAGGAUGAUGUUAUAUCUGUGGUGCCCAGCGAGUGCAACACAGAUGUCCUUGUCAACAUGGAACCUUCCAUCAGUGUGCUUCCACGUCAAGACCAGCAGACAGUCCCAGAGGAUCUGCCCAUGCACAACAAAUUCUUCAACUGGUCAGGCGUCAAUCAGCAAUCAAAAAGUUUAAACAAAGUGAGGACAUUGCUGCGGGGUGGUCUCAGACACUGUGUGGAGUGGGGUGAGGUGGAGAGUGCUGCAGAAGCUGCCUCACAGUGCGGCAGAAGAGCAGAGGAGAUCACGAAGCUGCGCCAGGAGAGAGAGCAGGUGAUGGCGGCGUUUAACCUCAGCUCUAACCCGACUCCUCUGACCGUGGAGCUCACAGAAGCCAAGCUCCAUUAUGGGCUGGGGGAGACGGACGCUCUGUUGAAGAUGCUGUCCCCUAGGACCAAAGAGGAGCAGCAACCCCCGACCUCUGCUCCUACCAAAAAGCAGCUGUACGAUAGACACCGUCGGAGUAUUGAGGGUUUGAGGCAGGAGAGGGAGGAGCGCCUCCAGACUUAUCGGCGAGCUCGUAGCCUGAGUCCCAGCAAACAUCCCCGCUCCUCACCUCAAGAGGCCGUUUCCUCCGCUAAGGGCUCCGCUGCUCUGCCCAGUCGGCGCAUCGAGUACCUCCAGCGGCUCCGUCAAGAGGUGAUUGACAGCACCAGAUUACCAGACCCUCAGAGAGAAGAAGGGCAGUAUCCAUCUGACAUCGAGCAGCUGCUGCGGGACUAUGGCCGAGCUCGGGAAGAAGCCAGGACAGAGAUCGCAAAGGCCCGAGAACGGCUGCGAGAGAGGACAGAAUUAGAGAAGAAGAGGCUGCAGCAGCAGGCCCUAUCUCAGGAAAUGAAGCGCACUGCCUCCUUUGGCUCUUCCAUGUCCAUAUCUGCAUCCUACCAGGACAUCACGUCUGGUCUCCUCAGUCAAGCUCUGGCUGAGGUCCGACUUGCUUCUUUUGGGGAUUUGGGCAACCUGGUGAUGGGCAAAGCCACAGCGGGCUGGAGGUACCAAGGAGAAGAACGAGGAACUCAGGCAUACUACAAGUCUUCUUCCUGCCCAUCUGUUCACUGCUUUCUGGGGGUUGGAGAGCUGGAUAGACCAUUGGAUAGCUUAUGGAACACCAUCUGCCAGAUGUCCAAGGCCCACAUGUAUAAUCAGUCAGUACGUUCUGUGUGGACCCGACCACUAGAUGACAGCACACAGCUGGUUUACAUACUAACAGAUCCGUCCGCCUGCCACCUCAGCCAGCCCCGGGAUUUCUGCUGCAUCAGCACUAAGUCCAAACAGGGUGGCCUGUGUGUGCUGUCGAUGCAGUCUGUGUUUGAGGAGUCUCUGCCUCGCCCCAGCGUGGACGCCAUCAGAGGAGAGAUGAUGCCCAGUUGCUGGAUCCUUCAGCCAGUUACACGAAGCGGGCAGGAAGUCACCAGAGUCAUAUAUAUGCUACAGCGACUUGUCUCCAUGCCCCUCAAACGGAGCCGCGUGCUCUAUCACCCUGAACCCGUCUCAGCUCAUUUGUUGCUGUUGGAGUUUGCCGGCCUGGCAGAGUCGGUCCUCAGGAAGAUUAGAAGCGUGGGCGAUACUUUUGCAUGCGUCCGACUCGUUGUGGAUACCAUCUUCUGCCCCAUCCGUUCCCUUCCCUUUUUCACCAGGAGCACCUGAGGACGCGGGCCGCCGUCCCCUCACCCGCCUGCCAAUCUGGCCACCGCCAUGACUUCCACCACCGAUUUUGACAAUGUGGAGAUCACGGAGCAGUACAGCUACAUCAACACCCGCUUUGAGCUCUCUGAUGAGGAACUGGACAACGACAACAGCUCUGCGCGGCGGUUCGAGCGCUCGCGCAUCAAAGCCCUCGCAGAUGAGCGCGAGGCAGUUCAAAAGAAGACCUUUACUAAAUGGGUCAACUCAAUCCUUUCCCGAGUGGGCUGUCGCAUCUCUGACCUCUACCUGGACCUGCGGGAUGGACGUAUGCUCAUUAAACUGUUGGAAGUGCUGUCUGGAGAACGACUGCCCAAACCUACUAAAGGCAGAAUGCGUAUCCACUGUUUGGAAAAUGUGGACAAAGCCCUGCAGUUUCUCAAAGAGCAGAGGGUCCACCUGGAGAACAUGGGAUCACAUGACAUCGUCGACGGCAACCAUCGCCUCAUCCUUGGACUCAUUUGGACCAUCAUCCUUCGUUUCCAGAUCCAGGACAUUAUUGUGGAAACGGGCCAGGAGGACCAGAAGGAGACCCGCUCAGCUAAAGAUGCUCUUCUUCUGUGGUGUCAGAUGAAAACUGCAGGGUACCCUAAUGUCAACAUCACAAACUUCACCACCAGCUGGAAAGACGGAAUGGCUUUCAACGCUCUCAUUCACAAACACCGGCCCGAUCUGGUGGACUACGAGAAACUAAAGAGAUCCAAUCCGACCCACAAUCUCCAGAACGCCUUCAACGUGGCGGAGCAGAAGCUUGGUGUGACAAAACUCUUGGACCCAGAAGACGUGUUCACAGAGAACCCAGAUGAGAAGUCCAUCAUUACAUAUGUUGUGGCGUUUUACCACUACUUCUCAAAGAUGAAGCAGCUCGCUGUUGAGGGAAAGAGAGUCGGAAAGGUUUUGGACCAUGCCAUUGAGACAGAGCAGAUGAUUGAUAAGUAUGAGACGCUGGCGUCAGACCUGCUGACGUGGAUCGAGCAAACCAUUAUUGUUCUGAACAACCGGAAACUAGCCAACUCUCUGACUGGAGUUCAGCAGCAACUUCAGGCAUUCAACACCUACCGCACAGUAGAGAAGCCCCCCAAAUUCCAGGAAAAAGGAAAUCUAGAGGUGCUGCUCUUCACCAUCCAGAGUCGCAUGAGGGCCAACAACCAGAGGGUUUACACGCCUAAAGAGGGAGCUCUAGUUUCAGACAUCAACAGGGCCUGGGAGCGCCUGGAAAGGGCGGAGCACGAGCGGGAACGUGUCCUGAGAGACGAGCUGAUCCGGCAGCAGAAGCUGGAACAGAUGGCACGGAGGUUUGACAGGAAGGCGGCCAUGAGGGAGACCUGGCUCCUGGAGAACCAGAGACUAGUGGCUCAGGAUAACUUUGGUUAUGACCUGCCAGCAGUUGAGGCCGCAAAAAAGAAGCAUGAUGCUAUUGAGACCGACAUUGCUGCCUAUGAGGAGCGUGUCCAAGCCCUGGUGAACAUAUCGAAGGAGCUGGAAACUGAGCGUUACCAUGACGCCAAGCGGAUCGACGCGCGGAAAGACAACGUCCUGCGUCUGUGGGACUACUUGCAGGAGCUGCUGAAGGCUCGUAGAGGGCGCCUGGAUAAGAACCUGACCCUGCAGAGGAUCUUCCAGGAGAUGCUGCACAUCAUCAGCUGGAUGGAUGAAAUGAAGGCUCGGCUGCUGUCUCCUGACUUUGGGAAACACUUGUUGGAGGUGGAGGACUUGCUCCAAAAACAUGCGCUGUUAGAAAAUGACAUUGCUCUGCAGGCAGACAGGGUACAAAGCGCCAGUGCUGCCGCUCUGAAGUUUGCCAAUGGAGACAGCUAUAAGCCAUGUGAUCCUCAGGUGAUCCGUGACAGGGUGCAGCAUGUGGACCUGUGUUACCAGGAGCUCUGCGCCCUGGCCGCGCAGCGAAGGGCCCGCUUGGAGCAGUCCCGCCGCUUCUGGAACUUCUUGUGGGAGGCGACGGAGCUGGAGAGCUGGAUCAGGGAGAAGGAGAACAUUUUCUCCUCCCUUGACUAUGGCAAGGACAUGACGAGCGUGCUGGUGCUCCAGAGCAAACACAGCGCCUUCGAGGACGAGCUGGGAGCGCGCCGCGCCAACCUGCAGCAGCUCCUGGCCGAGGGGGAGAGCAUGAUCCGGGCAAAGCACUUCGGCUCGCCAAAGAUUCAAGAGUGCAUGGACGACAUCGAGAGGCAGUGGCAGCAGCUGGAGGAGCUGGCCGCAUUUCGAAAGCAGAACCUGCAGGACACCCAGACGUUCUUCCAGUUCCAGGGAGACGCUGAUGAUCUCAUGGCCUGGCUGCUGGACGCCAAGAGGCAGAUGAGCAGCGACGACGUGGGCCAGGAUGAGUACACCACUCAGAGGCUACUGAAAAAGCACAACAACCUGAAGAAUGAAGCAAUAAAGAACGGAGCAACUAUCGAGGCUCUGUCCAAACAGGCCAACGCGCUGCCGGAGGAGCUCCAAAACACCCCGGAUAUCCAGAGACGUCUGAAAGACAUCAAGGACCUUUACAUGGAGCUCCUGUCUCUGGCUGACGUGAGACAGAAGAAGCUGGACGACGCCAUGUCUCUGUACACCAUCUUCAGUGAGACGGACGCCUGCGAGCUCUGGAUGAGCCAGAAGGAGACGUGGCUGGUGGGCUUGGAGGUGCCUGAGAAGUUGGAGGAUCUGGAAGUAGUACAGAACAGGUUAAGCAUUUUGGCUCAAGAUAUGGCAAAUGUUCAGUCAAGAGUAGAUGACGUCAACAAAGCUGUAAAACAGCUUGAAGACAGCAGACACCCUCGUACCAAAGACAUCAAGGAAUGUCAGGCUCGACUGAAUAAGAGAUGGGAGGCCUUCAAGGCAAUGGUGGAGGAGAAGAAGAGGAGGACAGAUUCAGCUGUUAGUCUGCAAAACUAUGGUUUGGAGUGUGACGAGACGGAGGCCUGGAUCAAAGAGAAGACACGUGUGAUCGAGUCCACGCAGGAGUUGGGCAACGACUUGGCCGCGGUCAUGACCAUCCAGAGGAAACUGUUUGGGAUAGAAAGAGAUAUAGCCGCCAUUGAUGCCAAGCUUACCUUCCUGAGGCAAGAGGCCGACCAGCUUGCCCAGGAUCAUCCGGAGAGCGCAGCGGCUAUCUUGGCUCGCAGAGGAGAGCUGGAAGACGCAUGGGACACGCUUAGAAAGACCCUGAGUGACCGGGAGGAGUCUUUGGGGGAGGUCAGCAAGUUACAGACCUUCCUGCAAGAAAUGGACGACUUCCAGUCCUGGCUUUUCAAGGCUCAGAAAGCGGUGGCCUCCGAGGACAUACCCACCUCCUUACCAGAGGCCGAGGAGCUGCUGAGUCUUCACGACGGCGUGCGCGAGGACAUAAGCAACCACGAGGAGGACUAUCACCGCGUGAGGGACACCGGCGCCCAGGUCACCCAGGGCCAAGAGGACGAUCCUCAGUACCAGCAGCUGGAGCAGAGGCUGAAGGGCUUGGACCGCGGCUGGUUGGAGCUCCAGAAAAUGUGGGACAGUCGCAAGAACUUCCUGGACCAGGGCCUGGGCUUCCAACAGUUCAUGAGAGAUGGCAAAGCUGUCGAGGCCAUCCUCAAUAACCAGGAGUAUACGCUGGCCCACAUAGACAAGCCCGACACCCUGGACGGGGCAGAGAAGGCUCUGAGGAAGCAUGAGGACUUUGUGAGCACCAUGGAGGCCAACGAGGACAAAAUUGAUGGCGCUCUAAAUGGCGGACAACGUCUGGUGGACAGCAACAACCUGUACUCAGGGAAAGUUCAGGACAAAAUGGACUCAAUCAAAGACAGGCGCAGCAGGAAUAAAAGACGAGCCGAGGAGGUGUCUGAAAAGCUCCGAGAUAACCGUGACCUCCAGCACUUCUUGCAAAACACUCAAGAUCUGACUGUAUGGAUCAAUGAGAAGAUGUUAACAGCACAGGACACUUCGUAUGAUGAGGCUCGGAACCUCCACAGCAAGUGGCUCAAACAUCAGGCCUUCAUGGCUGAGCUGGCCUCCAACAAGGACUGGCUAAACAAAGUGGACCAGGAGGGUCAGGAGCUCAUGGAGUCCAAGCCCGAAUUCGAGCCUAUUGUGAAGGAACGUCUGGCCAAGCUCCAUGAGCUGUGGGAAAAACUGGAGUCCACCACUCAGGAGAAGGCUCGGCUGCUGUUUGAUGCCAACCGCUCUGAACUGUUCGACCAGAGCCUGGCUGACAUGAAGAAGUGGCUGAGUGAGCUGCAGCAACAGUUGCAGAGCGGGGAGGAGGAGGAGGUGAAAGACCUGACAAACGCUAACAUCCUGCUAAAGAAGCACCAGACGACAGAGAACCAGGUCCGGGGCCGGGCGCGGGAGCUGGAGGAGCUCCAGGAGGCUGUCAGGAAGCAUGGCGGAGCCAGGGACGACCAGCCGGAGCUGGAGGCCGAGCAGCAGGCCCUGCAGGGCGAGUUCCAGACACUCCUCACACCACUGGCCCAACGCAGGGGCAAACUCGAGGCCGCCAAGGCUGUCCACCAGUUCUACAGAGACAUGGCUGAUGAGCUUCUCUGGAUUGAGGAGAGGAUGCCCCUAGCAAUGUCAAAAGAGCAUGGCAACAAUCUUCAAACUGUUCAAAUGCUGUCAAAAAAGAACCAGACACUGCAGAGAGAGAUUGAGGGACACCAGCCUCGCAUUGACGAAGUGCUGGAGCGAGGAAGGAGGAUGGCCGCGGCUGCUGGCGUGGAGGGCAGGCCGGAGUCAGAGCAAAUCACUGACCAGCUGAAGGAGCUGGACGAGGCGUGGGGCCGGCUGCAGGACGAGAUGGCCAAGCGCCGCGAGAGGCUGAAUGGCUCCAACUUGGUCCAGCAGUAUUACAACGAUGCCGACGAAGCCGAGGCCUGGAUAGGAGAGCAGGAGCUCUACAUGAUUGCGGAUGAAAAAGCCAAGGAUGAACAAAGUGCCAUGCUGAUGCUAAAGCGCCAAAUGAUACUGAAGCAGGCAGUGGACGACUAUGCUGACUCCGUUCAGAAGCUGGCUGACCGCGCUCAAAGGAUGUUUGCAGAGGACCAUCCUGAUGGUGAGGAGAUAAUCAGGCGGCAGGGGCAGGUGGAUAAGCAGUAUGCGGGGCUGAAGGAGUUGGCAGAGGACCGCAGGAAGAAGCUGGACCACACAUAUCACCACUUCCUGCUGAGCCGAGAGGUGGAGGACCUGGAGCAGUGGAUCGCAGAGAGAGACGUUGUGGCCUCUUCUCAGGAGAUGGGUCAAGACCUGGACCACGUCACGAUCUUAAGGGAUAAGUUCCGAGACUUUGCCCGGGACACUGGGAUGAUGGGUCAGGAGCGGGUGGACAUGGUCAACCAGACUAUAGAUGAGCUGAUCGAGUCUGGUCACAGUGAGGCGGCCACCUUGGCAGAGUGGAAAGACAGCAUCAAUGAGAGCUGGGCCGAUCUGCUGGAGCUGAUUGACACUCGUGCUCAACUCCUCACAGCAUCUUACGAGCUGCUCAAGUACUUUGAUGAUGGAAAAGAGCUGGUGGCUCAGAUCCACGAGAAGCAGAACGAGCUACCUGAAGACGUGGGUGAGGACUUCAGCAAAGCAGAAUCCUUCCACAGAAUGCACGCCGCCUUCGAGAGAGACAUCACUGCUCUCGGCAAACAGGUCCAAGAGUUCCAGGACACGGCGUCACGGCUGCAUGCCCAGUAUGCAGGGGAAAGAGCCAACGCUAUCCAGGCCACGGCGAGAGAGGUGAUGGAGGCCUGGAAGGGCUUGCUGGACGCGUCUGACGGCCGCCGGGCGCAGCUAGUGGACACAGCAGAGAAGUUCCGCUUCUUUACCAUGGUGCGAGACCUCAUGGCCUGGAUGGAGAGCAUCAUCCAGCAGAUAGAGACUCAGGAGAAGCCCAGGGAUGUCUCAUCUGUUGAGCUUCUGCAGAAGUACCACCAAGGGAUCCGUUCAGAGAUUGAAGCCAGGGGCGGAAAGUUCAGCGACUGCACGGACCUGGGCAAAGCCCUGCUGACACGCAAACACCGCGACUCUGCUGAGAUCAAAGAGAAGCUGGUGCAGCUGAUGGAGAAGAGGAAGGAAAUGAUGUUUAAGUGGGAUGACAGAUGGGACUGGCUUCGACUCCUGCUGGAGGUGUGUCAGUUUGCACGAGACGCCUCCGUGGCGGAGGCCUGGCUGAUCGCUCAGGAGCCCUAUGUGACCAGCAGAGACCUGGGUCACACCGUGGACGAGGUCGAGAAACUCCUCAAGAGGCACGAGGCCUUUGAGAAAUCCACCGCCACCUGGGAGGAGCGCUUCUCUGCUCUGGAGCGCCUCACCACGCUGGAGCUGUUGGAGCUGAGGAAGCAGCAACAGGACAUGGAGAAGUUCAUCAAAGACGAGCAGCGUUCAGAUAAAGACAGCAGGAAAGAAGACACAGGCUUUGUGGAAGAAUCUUCACAACUCUACACUAUCGAGGAACAAACACUGUCGGGUGCAAUGGAGCCCGUUUCAGGUCCGUUGGAGGGUGACUCCACGGUACCGAUUGAGUCAGAGAUGAGGGGCAGUGCUUCUCUGGAGCUGGAGCCUGAGCCCGCCAUGCCCGCAGAGACCCCACAACAGCCAGACAGGGCUGCCACCAUGCCCUCAGAGCCCCGCAGGAGCCAUGCAGUUCUGCUGGAGGGCAUGCUGGGACGCAAACACGACGUGGAGGGGUCUGGAAAGAAGGCAUCCAACAGGUCAUGGAACAAUUUGUACUGUGUGCUGAAGCCGGGUCAGCUCUCAGCCUAUAAGGAUGCCAAAAGCUUUAGCCAUGGAGUGACAUUUCACGGCGAGGACCCCCUGUCUCUCAAUAAUGCCACUUGGGAGAUCCUCACCAACUACAAAAAGAAGAAGCACGUUGCCAAGCUACGUCUGGGUGACGGCACUGAAUAUUUGUUCCAGUGUAAAGACGAGGAAGAGCUCCAGCGCUGGAGCCAGGCCAUGGAGAAGGCCGUUCAGAGCCUGACCGCGGAGGAGGAGGCGUCGGGGCCCCUGGGGGCCAAAACCCAGAGCCUGCCCGCUCCCUCCUCCUCCUCCUCCGCUGCCCCGCCUGAGCCCAGCUCUGCCAAGAAAGACAAGGAGAAGAAGUUCAGCCGCUUUGCCAAGAAGAAGUGAAAAGAGACGGGGAGACUGUUGGGGAGGUGGCGUUGCCAAGGCAACCCGGAAAGAGAAAGUAGUAUUUGUGUACAAUCAGUCAGAGAGAGCUUUUUAUCACCAGAUUUUUUUUAUAUUAUUUUGUGAGGAUGAACAAAUGCCGUAGUUUAGAUUGAAACUGUCACUAUUUUGCCUGUAUCUAAGCCAGUGUAUUAUUACGAAACUCCCUUUCCCCCCUCUUUGUGUUCUUUUUAACAAAUGCCAACCUCAAAACAUCAAAUUAAAAGCACAGGAAUGCUCCUUUCACACUCAACCAAAGAAUGUUUGUAAAACAUUGUUUUUCCUGUAUUUACGUUGCUUUUCUUUCUUGCCUUGACGCAUGCUUCGAUAUAGCCAUGUACAAUAGAAAUGCCUCCAACGAGCAUGGGGUGACUCAAGAGCACUGGGUGGUACCUUUCAUUACUCUGCCUUAUGAAAUGGUUGUGAACUGUAAUUCUGUGCCACUGGGCUUCAGAGCACUACAUGCUACUUGGAGAACCAGAGGCAAAAGCAAUAUCCAUAAAAUAGCUUUGUAAAUGGCAUGUUAAGUUUAGGUGAUAAGCAAAGAGCAGUGCGCACACACACACACACACACACACGCUCAAAUCUUACCUGCAGUUAUACAAGUUCAGUUCUCUGCACUGGGAGGGGUUUGACUUUUGAUGCCUCGAACUGGUAACUGAAGAAGUUAAAAGCAGUCAUGUGAACCCACAAUCAGUCAGUUCUGAAAACAGAUCCAUCCAGAACCUAUUCUAAACAAAUGAGGCAUUUCUGUGAACUUAUAACAUAUUCAACAUUGUCUAUUAACCUUCAUUAUUUCCUGUUAAUUGGCAUAUAUGCAGUAUACAUACAUAUAUAGAUAUUUACACACAGAUGCAUGGUGAUAUUUUAAGUCAGUUUAAUAUGGUGCUAUUGUAAUAUUUAUGUAAACGUAAAGCAAGACCAACUUGACAUGCCUUAUUUGUCUUUGGCUUGUAGUGGCACAAAACGGGAAUGCGUUUGGCUGAUGUGCAGACACACCAGAGCCGUUUCAUGAAAGAGACUCACAAAUGCAGGUUUGACAGACUCACAGAGUAUCAAGACUUAAUUCAUGAUACUGAAAAUCCGUACCAAUUACCUAUUAUUCCUCCAAAGACUAACAUCAACGGCACAGCUGGUGCCCCGGUGACCACAGUGUCACGGAAAUGAGCUCAACCUCUGCUUUUAAUGUAAUAAAAAAAGGCAUUUUGAUUUUAAUUAGCACCACUAAAGGCCCCACAAGUCUAUUAGGAAUGUGGAGUUCAGGCUCACUUGAGGAAUGGCUUUCUUUUUUGGGAAACAAUUCCUUUAUAGAUGCAAAGCCAGGCUUAAAAGUUUAAUACACGCCUGGAGACUUUAAUCUCUCUUAGGGUAUAGGAGAGAAAAAUAUCACGAUUAUGGAAUAUUUCUCCUUGGUCUGUAGAAGUGACACUGAACAAAUGGUAAAACGAUGCAAAGUACAAUGUAGGGUCAUCUCUUGACUUUUUUGGGCAAUAGUUUUAAACUUUAGAAAAGCUAUGGGUUCAACUUUAAGAGUGCAAACCCAAAGUGAGGAUUCAGUUGUAUUAUCAGAGGUUUGUUCAUAAUGAGAAAUGAUUACUGGUGAAAUUUCUUUUAUCUAUAAUUGAAUCAGGACAAAAGACAUUUGCAAAGGACAGAGAAGAGUUAAAAACACUUUUCAUCUAUUUGAGUAUUCAGAUGAUCAGUGCUUCGUAAUUUUCCCAUCUUUAUAUACUUUUGGUAAACAAACAAACUAAACAAAAUGUGACUUUCUCAAAUAAGCUUGAUUUAACUGUAAACAUAAUUUUAUGAGAGUUCCCUCCACAGCUGAUUUCAUUUACUGAACCAAGUGUUUACAAAAAGACAAUCAAAUGUUGAAAUUGAUUUGUGGCUGAACUCCAAUUUGAUUGAAAAAUAAAUAACUGCAAUCAGAAGUUUUAACAAAGCAGAAAAAGUCAAGGGCAACCAAGAGGUUGUUUGAAUAGAAGCUUUUUUGUUUGUUUUUUCCACCACGUUUUGCACCUGGACCAGACAUGAUCUUUAUUUUCUAGCAGAAUAUGAAUGUAAUAGGACAGCUGGAACCAUAGAACACUAGAUACUGAAACAUUAAAAGCAAUACGUGCAAAGAGUUAACUGGUGGUCAGGGUGGAGGACUUUGUCUCAGAACUACAAUCAAACUACAGUGACCUCAGAGGAACAAUAGCAGCCAUGGAAAUGAAGUGACAAUCUCUGCAGUUUACUUAUACUUACAAAGCAACUACUACAAGCAAAAAAAAUCAUUUGAUACCAAACAUCAGAGCAGAAGUCAUAUUACUCACCACAAUGGUUCGACGGGCUUGCAUCGUGUGUAUUCAGAUUUGUUGUCGGUCACUACAUCUACAGCUCUGACACCUUCAUCCACUUUGUGUCCUCUACUUCUUCCUUCCCUCCCACUUGUGUUGAGAGGUUUUUAAUCUGCAUUUUGUACUCUCUAUCUGUGUAAUAUAUCAGGAAACCAGGAAAAAAAUGCCGACAGGAAAUAUCAUUAUACAUUUUGAGAGAAUAAAGUUUAAAAUCAUACCCUGAGACUUAACAGGUUGGGUUUGUUCAUUUCCCAAUUUUAUGUCCUUUGAGAACUCAUGUCCGUAAUCUGGUCAUUUGCAUUUGUG
Menidia menidia (Atlantic silverside) is the source of this 14857-nucleotide messenger RNA. NCBI's taxonomy places the organism in Eukaryota, Metazoa, Chordata, Actinopteri, Atheriniformes, Atherinopsidae. The record is from the annotation of a GenBank genome assembly.